Chaetura pelagica (chimney swift) is the source of this 3234-nucleotide messenger RNA. It is a transcript of the gene SRGAP2, whose product is annotated as SLIT-ROBO Rho GTPase activating protein 2. The transcript has 25 exons. Lineage: Eukaryota; Metazoa; Chordata; Aves; Apodiformes; Apodidae. Gene Ontology annotation, molecular function: protein binding. Gene Ontology annotation, biological process: signal transduction; negative regulation of cell migration. Gene Ontology annotation, cellular component: cytoplasm. Bases 1 to 3234 code for a protein of 1077 amino acids. The record is from RefSeq and is a predicted model, not a curated record.
AUGACGUCGCCAGCAAAAUUCAAAAAGGAUAAGGAGAUCAUCGCUGAAUAUGACACUCAAGUGAAAGAGAUCCGUGCCCAAUUGGUAGAGCAGCUGAAAUGCCUUGACCAACAGUGUGAGCUUCGGGUCCAGUUACUGCAGGACUUGCAGGAUUUCUUCCGCAAGAAGGCAGAGAUUGAGAUGGAUUACUCAAGGAAUUUGGAGAAGUUGGCUGAGAGAUUCCUGGCUAAAACUAGGAGCACCAAAGACCAGCAAUUCAAGUGUAACUCGUGCUCCUUCUUGCUCACAGCUCUUCCCAGCUGCUCAAGGGAUGAGAAUGGUACAGAGGCUGGGAAGCUGCAGAGCAGGGAUCACACCACCCUCAGUGACAUCUAUCUCAACAACAUCAUCCCCCGCUUUGUCCAGGUCAGCGAAGACUCGGGGCGCCUGUUCAAGAAGAGCAAGGAAGUGGGAUUGCAGCUCCAGGAAGACUUGAUGAAGGUCUUGAAUGAACUCUACACGGUCAUGAAAACCUACCACAUGUACAACGCUGACAGCAUUAGUGCCCAGAGCAAGCUGAAAGAGGCAGAGAAACAGGAAGAAAAGCAGAUUGGGAAGUCAGUGAAGCAGGAGGACAAGCAGACACCACGCUCCCCUGACUCAACUUCCAACGUCAAGUUUGAAGAAAAACACGUUCGACGAAGCUCUGUCAAAAAAAUAGAGAAGAUGAAGGAGAAGAGGCAAGCAAAGUACACAGAGAACAGGCUGAAGGCAAUUAAGGCAAGAAAUGAGUAUCUGCUCGCUCUGGAAGCCACCAAUGCAUCUGUAUUCAAGUAUUACAUUCAUGACCUGUCUGAUCUCAUUGAUCAGUGUUGUGACCUGGGAUACCACGCUAGCCUCAACAGAGCUCUCAGGACAUUCUUGUCUGCUGAGCUCAACCUGGAGCAGUCGAAGCACGAGGGGCUGGACGCCAUCGAGAACGCCGUGGAGAACCUGGACGCCAACAGCGACAAGCAGCGCCUGAUGGAGAUGUACAACAAUGUCUUCUGCCCUCCCAUGAAGUUCGAGUUUCAGCCCCAUAUGGGCGACAUGGAGUCACAGCUAUGUGCCCAGCAGCCAGUCCAGAGUGAGUUAGUGCAGAGGUGCCAGCAACUGCAGUCCAGAUUAUCUACACUGAAAAUUGAAAAUGAAGAGGUUAAGAAGACUAUGGAAGCUACACUCCAGACAAUCCAGGAUAUAGUCACAAUAGAGGACUUUGAUGUCUCUGACUGCUUUCAGUACAGCAACUCCAUGGAGUCUGUGAAAUCCACUGUCUCGGAAACGUUCAUGAGCAAACCCAGCAUUGCCAAGAGACGGGCCAACCAGCAGGAGACAGAGCAGUUCUAUUUCACAAAAAUGAAGGAGUAUCUGGAAGGCAGGAACCUGAUAACAAAGCUCCAAGCCAAACACGACCUUCUGCAGAAGACCUUGGGAGAAAGCCAGAGGACUGACUGCUCCCUUGCCAGGCGCAGCUCCACUGUACGGAAGCAGGAUUCCUCCCAAGCCAUUCCCCUGGUUGUGGAGAGCUGCAUACGGUUCAUCAGCAGACAUGGUUUGCAGCAUGAAGGAAUAUUCAGAGUGUCUGGGUCACAAGUUGAAGUCAAUGACAUAAAAAAUGCAUUUGAAAGAGGGGAAGACCCAUUGGCUGGAGACCAGAAUGACCAUGACAUGGAUUCAAUAGCAGGAGUUCUGAAGCUCUAUUUUCGGGGGUUGGAGCACCCUCUCUUCCCCAAGGAUAUCUUUCAUGAUCUAAUUGCCUGUGUCACAAUGGAUAAUUUACAAGAGAGAGCUCUCCACAUCCGGAAGGUGCUUCUGAACCUGCCCAAGACCACUCUGAUUGUCAUGAGAUACCUCUUUGCAUUCCUCAAUCAUUUAUCUCAGUUCAGUGAAGAGAACAUGAUGGAUCCCUACAACUUGGCCAUCUGCUUUGGGCCAACACUGAUGUCUGUGCCUGAAGGUCAUGAUCAGGUCUCUUGCCAAGCUCAUGUCAACGAAUUGAUUAAAACCAUCAUCAUCCAACAUGAGAACAUCUUCCCAGGACCAAGGGAGCUGGAAGGUCCAGUCUAUAGCAGAGGUGGAAACACUGAGGAUUACUGUGAAAGUCCUCAUGGAGAGAGAGCCUCAACAGAAGACUCUGUUCAGGAUGUUACAGCUGAACACCACACCAGUGAUGAUGAGUGUGAGCCCAUAGAAGCAAUAGCCAAGUUUGACUACAUUGGCAGGACUGCUCGAGAGCUGUCCUUUAAGAAAGGAGCUUCUCUCCUGCUCUACCAGAGGGCCUCAGAUGACUGGUGGGAGGGACGUCACAACGGCAUCGACGGCCUCAUUCCUCAUCAGUACAUCGUCGUCCAAGACACUGAGGAUGGUGCCUCUGAAAGAUCCAGUCCAAAGUCUGAAAUAGAAAUAAAUUCUGAGCCACCGGAAGAAAAAGUGACUGCUAGAGCUGGUGCCAGUUGCCCGAGUGGGGGUCACGUCGCAGAUAUUUACCUUGCAAACAUCAACAAGCAAAGAAAGAAACCAGAGUCAGGCAGCAUCAGAAGAGCCUUCCGACAAAGUGACAGCCAUGGACUAGGUAGCUCAAUGGCAGAACCAGCCUCCCCAGGAGCCAUAGCCGGUUCCAGACCCUCAUCUCAGCCCAUUAUGAGCCAAAGUCUUCCCAAGGAGGUUCCAGAUAAAUGCUCCAUCAGUGGCCACGGCAGCCUCAAUUCUAUCAGCCGCCACUCGUCCCUGAAGAGCAGGCUGGACAGCCCGCAGGUCCGCAAGGCUGUGACCGCGGGGAGGUCCAAGAGCUUCAACAACCACCGGCCCAUGGACCCCGAAGUCAUUGCACAGGAUAUUGAAGCUACUAUGAACUCUGCUCUGAACGAGCUGCGGGAGCUGGAAAGGCAAAGCAGCGUAAAGCACACGCCAGAUGUUGUCCUCGACACCCUGGAGCCUUUGAAAACCUCUCCAGUGGUGGCCCCCACCUCGGAACCUUCCAGCCCUCUGCACACUCAGAUCCUCAAGGACACUGAGCCAGCUUUCCAGCGCAGUGCCAGCACGGCCGGGGACAUCCCCUGCACCUUCAGGCCAGUCAAGUCGGUCAAAAUGGCCACCCAGGUGAAGCCACCGGCCACGCGGCCCAAGCCUGCAGUGUUCCCCAAAACAAAUGCCACGAGCCCUGGCGUUGCCUCCUCUGCAUCUCAGCAGCCUACUGACAAGUCCUGUACUGUCUGA